This is a messenger RNA of Daphnia carinata, 1159 nucleotides long. It is a transcript of the gene wbl, whose product is annotated as endoplasmic reticulum resident protein 29-like. Gene Ontology annotation, cellular component: endoplasmic reticulum lumen; endoplasmic reticulum. The transcript is spliced from 3 exons. NCBI's taxonomy places the organism in Eukaryota, Metazoa, Arthropoda, Branchiopoda, Diplostraca, Daphniidae. Gene Ontology annotation, biological process: protein secretion. Bases 195 to 965 code for a protein of 256 amino acids. The record is from RefSeq and is a predicted model, not a curated record.
UUGACGUCGCAUUCAUUGCGUGGCAACGCAGCUGCAAUGUGUCAGCUUCGAAUUGGAAAACGUGUUACAGAAACAUCCAGAACGAAGAAUUGACUUCGUUUCAGAUAUAAAGUCUCGUUGACACAACAAAAGCAUCAAACGAGUGCUUUAUUAACUGUGCAGUAUUAAGCAAGUCCUUCCUUAUCUCUUACACAAUGUCACCCAGUCUUGCCUAUGCAUAUUUUAUACUGUGCAUUUUCAGCACUCUAUUCUGCCUUACCAGUGCAGCAUCCAGUAAUUGCCAAGGUUGUGUGCAGUUGGAUUCCUACUCAUUUGAAAAGGUCGUAUCUAAAUUCAAAGCUGCUGUUGUGAAAAUUGAUGUUGCCUAUCCCUACGGUGAUAAACAUGAACAAUUUGGGAAGAUGUCUGCUGCACUAUCUUCCAACCCAGACAUCUUAGUUGCUGAAGUUGGAGUGAAAGAUUAUGGGGACAAAGAAAAUGUAGAUGUAGCUGAACGGUACAAGAUAGUCAAAGAAGACUAUCCUGUUAUGCUGUUGUUCCAACAAGGAAAAACAGAGCCAAUAAGAUACCAGGGAGAAUUCAUACUUGAACAUAUGCAACGCUUUGUGAGCUCUACUAGUGGCUUGUGGGUCGGCUUACCGGGAUGUUUAGAAGUAUUUGACGGGCUAGCCAAACGAUUUAUGGCAACUACGAGCUCUUCCGACCGGAAGGAAAUCCUACGCCAGGCGGAGGAUGAAUGGGACAAGGUUUCACUCGGCAGCGAACGGAAAUCAGCCGAGGUUUACGUCAAGGUUAUGCGCAAAAUGAUUGAGAAGGGUGACGGUUUUCUUAUGUCAGAAUUGUCUCGAGUUGAUGCUUUACGCAAGGGAAACUUGGCCAAAGAAAAGAAAGACGAAAUGGAGAGGCGUCUCAACAUUCUACAGUCAUUCCAAAAAACAAAUCCAACAGCUAACAUCGAACUGUAAAAUCCGACAAAAAUUGCCUCAUCCGUCAUUUGAUAGGUGCCAAUCACGGCCAAUGUCGUUCAGUGCGAGCUCCUACCCAGCAAUUGCAUUCAAAAGAAUGCAUCUCAUUUUUUUUCCGUUUGCAAAUACUAUGUUUCUGUGUAUGUGUUUUAAAUUUUAUUGCCUAAUAAUACAACUAUUUGGUUCGCCUUGUA